AUGAGUGGUGGGCGGGAGUCCUCUCCCCUCUCAGAUCCCAUCGCUCUCGCGCGACUCCAGAUUCUCGUCGUCCCCGUCCACUCGUCUCGAGAGUCCCAGCCAUCGAAUCCAGUCGCCCUCUCGACACCAGUGUUCGACUACUGGUCCGCCUUAUUCCGGAACCGACAAUCACUUCGCGGAGAUGAGGUCGUCCGGCAACGAGAAUUUGGCCACAAGAAAGGAGCUUCAGAUGCCCGCGAGCGUUUCUUCCCAUCCGCCUCGGGGGCCAACAUGUCCCGCGUUGCCGGCGCCAACCAUGUCCACUUGUCGUUCCCGGCGCAGCCCCCACCGAAGCACCUUUACCCCCUCAGCUUGCUCAGGAUGACGGCCUUCCCUCUCGUCAUUAUCGGAGUUGGCUUAGACGAUGACGGAAAUGACAUGGACCAAAACGAGAAGGAGGCGGCUUGGGCGCAGGCGUUCAAUCGCACUCUGGCGACGUUCAUGCCCUCAACGUCCGCCUUUCCGUUAGUGAAGCGCCUGAUGCUCGUUCCGCCGCAACUACCCAUGCCUGGGUCUUCUCGAAACUCGCGAAAGCCGAAACAGAGCAACGAUCCUCUCAUCUCAUAUGCACCUCUUGACGGCGGUGACAACUUUGUGGCUGACGUGCUCGGGGAGACUACGGCUAACGACAAGGCUGCCGCGCUGGAAUCGCAAUCAGGCAUGAGCACUCUCUCGGGAACGUUACUUCCUUCGCUGUCAUCGACGUUAGGUCCGGCCUCGGCGUCUGGGGCAAGCACCCCGGUGGUGUCCAGCAAGGCGGAGGCGCGAGGAAGUUUACCUGGCUCCAGCUCAAUGCCUCUUAUGCCGUCCGCGAACAUGAGCCAGCCGGUUUCUCGAGCACUUACACCAGGAGGACGACCGGCGUCGGUCCAGCCACCGUCUGCCCCUCCGAUCCAGACUAGUGCGAUCUCUCCCGUCGCGGCUCCUCAACCACAGUCGGCGAACCCGUUCCGACGAUCGACAGCUGGCCUGACAUCGCCUUUCCAUCGCUCGUCAGCGACGUCCUCUCCCUCUAACAAGGACUCCGGAAAGGAUGCUGCUAUGGCUAAAUACACGUCGGCACCGCUAACUGGUAUCGCUGGCGGUCGGCUCAUCAAGCUGCUGGGAGACAUGUACCUGGUCACCGGUAUGUACGCCGACGCCCUGAAGUGCUACGAGGAUGGAGCAGAGCGAUGUCGCGCAGUGGGAGACGUACUUUGGGAAGCACUCGCACGUGAGGGUCGGGCAGUGGCAGGCAUCAUCGAAGCCUGGGAGGGCCGUGACGGCUCAACGCUCUCGACGCCGUUCCCCUCCUCACCGGUGCCUGUGGAGAUCCUGUCUCACUACCUCUCGGCUCUUGCCUGCCUCAGCCGCGCGCCGCUUCCGUUCCCUGAAGCUACGCCCAACGGUCCAGCUGGUGCGCAGACGCCGCACCUCAACCUCUCAAACGUCGGGACAGGGGAAGGUCUCUUGGCAUGGUUAUACGCGUCGAUGUGCCUGCGCAUCAGUCGCUUUGUCCUCAUGAUUUUCGCAGCAGGAGGCUGGGGAUCUAUCGCGUCCUCCGCCUUGGUCUCGAAUACCCUGCCAAGAACAUUCCCCGCGCUUCUCAACAAUCCCAACGACCCCGUCAAGUCUCGCAACCGUCGGUUGAACCUUGUCGACCUGGCAUCGCGGUCUGAGAUUUCGCGCCAGACGAUCUUCGGUCACGCCCAGGUCGCUAUCGGGCCCUUCCGAAGAGCAAUGACGGCGGCUGAUCAGCUCGCUGUGUUUGUCGAAGUUGUUUGGAUUGCGCGAUGGCUCGAGCUGGAGCGCAAGGAGGCAUCGGCGACUCGCGAGAUCGUCAAGCUUCUGGCCAUGGCGGUGGUGGAAGGGCGAGAGGAGCACCGAGACCAGCAGACUGGUGCUGUCAUGUCGCCGACUGAGAUGCCGGGCUCCAGCGUGAACCAGGCCGUGACCAUCAGGAGGAAGGAGUCGACCGAUGGCAACGCGGGUGUCAUGGCGCUCAUUGAGCGAGUGUGCGCCGUUUUCGGUAUCGACCUGCUCUCGUUCACCGACGAGCAAACGGAGCCUGUCCUUCAAGCCGCGAAGGAGCUGCGACCAACUCACUUUGGCUGGCCGGAGCUUCAGGUCGAGAUCAUGAAGGAGGCGAUCGCCGUCUCUGAGGCUCUGCCCGAUCAUCCGGCCGCCGUACGCCUCUGCGUGUCGACGCUCCACUCCCUGUAUGCCUAUCUCUCGCCGGCGAGCCAGGGCCACUUGUCAAAGCUGUACCCGAAAGCCCUCUCAACGAUGCGGAGACGAGCCAUCGAGUUCGGUUCAGUGCCUUGGUGGCUUCCUGAUCGCGUCGUGCUCAGCGUCGAGAUCUCGUCUCUGGCUUCCAACCGGGUACCGCUGGAGCAUACCCGUGCUGAGAUUACGGCGCAGGGCAAGAAGGACCCUUUCCUUUACAACCCCCGUGUCAAGGCGCCAGAGCUCGGCAAGACGCUCCUCGUCGCGAACGAGCAGGUGGAGGUCUUCGUUACUCUCCAGAACGUUUUCGCGUUUGAUCUCGAGGUGCAGAAUCUGUCACUCCUGACCGCCGGCGCGCCCUUCAUCACGAACCCGCUGCCGCUCAUUCUGCCUGCGUCCUCCGUGCAAACGGUGCGGGUUACGGGCCUGGCACCGAACGCGGGAUCCCUUGAGAUCCGGGGAGUAAGCGUUCGACUGAUGGACGGAUCGUCAGCAGAGUUCCUGCUGCCGGUAGUGGAUGGUGCAGGCGCUAGGCGCGAUUCGAAGCACAGGAGCAGACUUCAGGCGGAGGCGGCCAAGACCAAGCAGAGCGGUCUCGAUGUCCGCAAGUCGUUGAUGUUCACGCAGUCUGAUGGAGGAUUACCGCCGUUACCUACCAAGGAGGAUGAGCAUCGCUGGCUCGAGUGCAACGUCGUUGAGGAACAGCCCUUGUUGUGGAUCAAGAAGACGUCCCUGUCGCAUGGUACCGUCAUGCUCUUCGACGGAGAAACGUCCGUGAUCCGCAUCACGUUGGAGAACAGUUCGUCCGUCCCGGUCGACUUCAUCAAGCUGUCGUUUGAUGACUCGGUGUCGCGGGAAGCGCAGGCGAUGAUGUCCGAGGAGAUCUCGCCACAGCAGGCCUUCGAUCUCGACUAUGACUGCACGCAACGCCCCGUCUUCACGUGGGACAAAAACUCGAACGUGCACAUCCCUCCCGGUGGCCGCACGACGCUGCAGAUCGAAGUGCUCGGCAAGGUGGGAUGCACGGACGGGUCGAUCCGCAUCGACUAUGGCUUCAUCAACCGUGAGGCCGAGGACCCGGCCAACGUCUUCUACACACGCCGCAUCACCUUCCCGGUCCUGUUCACAGUGUACCACACGCUAGAGCCGCAUGCCCUGGACAUUGCGUGUUUGCGCUCAUCCUCCGAGUCGCAGGAGAAGCUGCGCAAGCGUCUCGCGAACGGCACGCCGCGUAGCAGCACGUUCGGAACGUCGGGCGACGAGGUUCUCCGCCGUGCACUGGCGCAGGACGAUGACAACAUGGUCCUGUUCUGCCUGAACGUGCGAAACGUGUACAGUGUCCCCUUCGAGGUGGCGCUGAGCAGCAAGCGGACCGCAUCACCGUCAGCCCUGAACCCCGACUCGGAGUCCUCGUCCGACCUGGUUGUAACACGCCUCGUCCCGCCAGGCGCGACAGAGCGGCUCGUGCUCCCGAUCCAGCGCCAAACACUCUCGGACGACGAGCGCCCCAUCCCCACCCCAGAGGGACGGCAAUACGUCGUGGAGAAGUCCAAGAUGACGCCAGACCAGAUGAAGCGCCAGCGCGAGCUCUUCUGGUAUCGCGAGAAGCUCCUGGACCUGAUCGACAUUUCGUGGCGCGAGCCAAGCAGUCUGCGCCGCGGCCGGCUCUCGCUGCGCGACCAGCCCAUCAACCCGGCCCACCUCGACGCGCUGCGCCGGGACCAGCUGAGUAUCUCGCUCGACGUGCAGCCGCGCGACGGCAAGGCGUCCUUCACGGCUAUGGACUUUGUCGACCUUCGCAUCAACAUUGUGAACCGCCUCGAACGCAAACUCCGCGCGUACGUGCGCCUCGAGGCGCUGCCGACCAGCAGCAACGAUGCGAGCUGGAGCCAGCCCCCCGCACCCACGCCGAGAAGGAUCAGCUCCUUACCCGCUGCGCCUAUGCCUGCGCCCAAGAGCAUUGCGUUUGACGGCGUCCUCGGCGCUGCCAUGCCCGUGCUCGAGCCUGGGGAGAGUGCCACGCACACCGUGGGUGCGGUACUGCUCGCUUCGGGAAGCUUCACCUUCCGCGCUGCGGCCGAGGAGAUCGCCGACCGCCCCGACCCGCCGCCAGUGUGCUUCUCGCCGAGCGUGUCGGUCGACGUGGCGUAG
Molecule: messenger RNA, 4395 nt
Organism: Trichosporon asahii var. asahii CBS 2479
Lineage: Eukaryota; Fungi; Basidiomycota; Tremellomycetes; Trichosporonales; Trichosporonaceae
Exons: 2
Coding region: 1-4395 (1464 amino acids)
Cellular component (GO): trans-Golgi network
Source: RefSeq, a predicted model, not a curated record